GUAGAAUGCCUAAAUAUAACUUUUAGAAACUCUUGGUAUAUAAUUUCGGUGCGCAAAACCAGGUCCUGGCUCUGGAACAGAAAAACCUGCCAAAGCCAAGGAGGGGACUUAGUUUCCAUUGAAACCGAAGAAGAAUGGAAUUUCAUCAAUGACCAGAUUCAAAGGCGAGAUACUGCGUCCUAUGAAAAUAAUUGGAGUAUUGGUUUAACAAAAAGGGCCGGGAAUUGGACUUGGGUGAAUGGAAGACCGCUGACUAUUUGCAAAUGGGAACAAGGGGAGCCAAGAGGUGAACACGACGCGGCUUUCAUGUACAAGCGGUCCAGUAAUGGGGAGCAGGGCGUGUUUGGUGGUGUUAAUGUCACAAGUAUAGGAUAUCGCCACACUUAUAUUUGUGAGAUUUCCGAGGGUAAGUUGUCAUUUUUGUUGUUGUUUGUUUUGUUUUUUCUGUUUGUUUGCUUUCUUUAAUAUUAUUUUGAGGAAACUAACGGCAGCAGAAGCGCUUAGGCAUCAUAAAAACAUUAUUUGAUAUCGUUUGUGGAACUUAUGAAAGGAUUUACAUAAACCCUCUGACAGUCAGAAUCAAGUUUACACUAACAUUUGAAUGAAUGAAAAUAUGUUUGAAACGAUAUCAAUUAACGUUUUCACGAUACAUAUGUCUAACUUUUGGCUUUGUGAGCAGAGGAAAAUUACAGAUGGUUCUGUUACCAGUAAUAACAGUAAACUUUCAAUUAUCAGUUAUUUUCAUAUAGUUAAUUUAUUGUUUCGAUUGAACAAAAUGAUGGUGAAUACCAAUUGCGAAGAAAUAUCAGUCCAAUUGCUUUUUUAGAUAACAACGUGUGAUGACGUGAAGUGCGUUAUCUUUUGCAAAGAGCCAUGCCAGGGACUCAUGUCUGUUGAGAUACAUGCCAAUUAUCGUUUUAUAAAACGAACACAAAAGACUUGCAAAUUUAUUUUUUCUUCGCAUAGCGGAAUCAGUUCUGUGUUUAUUCUAUUUUAUUUUAAUAUCCGCUUGUUUGAACUAUAAAGUUGUAGGUUCUAAUUUCGAUGCAAUGCAAAAUGUGCAGUGAACAUAAAAAACUAAUUAGAAUAUGGCGGACAUUUCUGUCGACCUAGAAACCAUUACUCUAUAGCGAGGUUAGUACGGGUUACCUUAGCUCUCGUAUGUCACCAGAGUGCGUAUAUACAUUUUCUUGUUUAAAAAAUGGUCAAGGCCGAAUUCGAAUUUUAUUGAUGUCCCGCUUACCAAAAAGAUAAACAUAGGAAUGCUUAGCAUGCAAGACUUAUUAUUUUGGCUGGGAGGGUUGUGAUGGGACUCUGCGUUCUUAACGGUUUCAGUUUUGUAACAGAAAAAGAGCAUAACUUUUAAAAUAACGAAAAUAUCGCAUUACUUCUCCUUAACAGAAAGGAAAAAAAAAACCUAAUUUAUCUGACCUCACACAGGUUUUUGUGGUCUGUUGUCUCUACUGUAUAAAAAAACUUUUGCGCGAAAAUAAAAUGCAUCGGUACCAAGCUUACCUUUGGGUCCUUCGGAGCUGUUGUUUGGUCUCGCUCUAAUCCCAGUUCGAGAGCGAGCGCGUUGCGGGACGUGACCAAAUAACUGUUGUAAAACAGACUACCCUUACUGGCGUUCCUCUGACAGAGAGGAAAUUUACAUUAUUCGUCUACAGUUAGCUUCCUCAAAAAUAUAAUCCCACGCAAUUUUACUACAAAAGGCUUAAUGAAACUCUAUCGCAUCUCCAAUAUACCAACGAUAUAUCGGGAUCUCGAAUAAGUGAAGAUAAAUUGAACAAGAGAAAAUGAUUAUAGUAUUUCAGAGAGGGCUCCUUGAUUGUUUGUUGCCUGUCUGGCCUGAUAACACUGGCCCUCGCCCUCGCCCUCGCCCUCGCCCUCGCCCUCGCCCUCGCCCUCGCCCUCGCCCUCGCCCUCGCCCUCGCCUUCCUCGCGAGGGAAAUUGCAUCUAGCUAUUACGUACGUAAAAGACAACUGGAGGAGGUUAUGCACAUGCGCGGUUGCGUGCCUGACUUGGAGACCUCAAUCGGGCGCGCCAAGAAGCUUAGAUACAGAGUGAUAAAGUACGCAUUUACCAGAGUUCGUGCAGCGUACCGCGGGCACCUGGUUACUGAUUACAGAGGGCUUCACGUGGGCUAGCAGAGUUUAAGCAGCGCAAUCAAAGGAAUUUGGCGUUUUGAGCGGAAAGUCAUACUGAUCAGUUCGUAGUUGAAAGCUUCAUCAAUUCUCGGUAAUUACACUGCAAGAGAAACGCUAAAGACGACAUGAAAAGACUGAUUUGAAACUGCGAAUAUCUAUCGAAGAGCGACGUGAGAAGGAAAGACAAAGAGCUCCGGAAAAAAAAAAAAGACUGAAAAGAGGUCAACAACAAAGAAAAAGCAAACUACAGAGGAGCCGAGAAAGGAGAGCCAGGAGGUAAGUUGAUGCUUAUCUAGUUUUCUCCUGCGCUAAGUCCCAAAACAAUUUUAACAAUCGUUAAACAAUUCAUUACGGUUUUACAACAGUGACGUAUUCAAGCAAUACUCUACAUAUUCAAAACUGUUUACAUAAUGUCUCAUAAUUGUACACAUUCUAUUUGCCCCUCACACUUCUUGGCAUCGGUAUUUUAGAGCGAUUUUUUUUCAAGGCCGCGUGAAGGGUAGCACAUCGACCGAAAAAUGACUAACCUCAAAGUUAAGUCAGAGAUUCUGUAUAGUGAACUUAGAAACGUGGUAAAGUUUCUCGCCCAGAUUUGCUUCUUUAUUUUGGAAAAUUUGCGAAAACUGAAACGAGGGUCGGUAGCCUUAACUUGGCGGAAAGUAAUGCCCCGAGUUGAGACAAAUGAACUUUGCUCGUGAAAAGUGCAAAAGAAAGCAAGCUCUCCUCAAUUUGAAGGAUUGACGAAUGUUUUAAGUUUAAAACGGGACCAUUUCAUUAAAUUUGAAGCUCGCGGAACGCUAUUGGAAAUCACCAAUAUUUCAAAAUACAAAUAUCGCAUUUCCUAUCAAUUUUCAAAUUAAUACUUUCCCUGUGUGGUAUACCUCAGUAUCGGCUCAGAUUAAGCUCGUAAUAAGUGGAAUAAGAAUUGUUUUCGAGGAUAUAAAAAUUAGUUUAGGGCUUUGCAUUUCCGCACGGAAAGAGCAGGCUAAACUUUUUAAAAAUCGCAACAUCGUCUUUACGUCACGACGGACAUUCUCUAACUAAGCACGCCAUUAUUAAAUCCAAAACUCUUAGCAAAUUUUAGCAGUAAGCAACGUGCUCGAUCAGUAAAAUCAAUACAAUAAGCUACCCUAACGACGACAGACUGGCUUUUUAUAACUUCUUUCGUUUCAAAUUGUCAUUUAUUUCCCAUGGCGAAAUUGUCUGCAAUAACAUAUUUUGUAAAGUAGCAGCAGGCGUCUGUUUCUCUUUCCAUGUUCGAAUAGUUUUGAGAAAGAAAGAACGAUUCAAUCAUUUACAGAAGUAAGUCAACAGUUCUUUUCCAAACUUUGAAGAAGGACAGCAAUCUGAAAUUAGUGUAGAUGUAACACACUCAAACACUCAAGGGUUCUUCACGCAAGGCUGAAUGUAUUGCAAUCUUACGGCCACAAAUAAUCGUCAAUAACUCAAAGUUUUUUCAAAAUUUCGACUGUAAAAUUAGGAAAUUCUAAAGUUAAACUUUAUCAUCCGAAAGAAUAAAAAAAUCAGAGAAUACUGGAGGGAAACUUCAAUUGUGCAAGCUAAUUUCCUCCAUUGCCUUUCCUAUUUUUGAUCAAAUAAACUUCAAUCAGUUGGAAAGGGUUUCCUUGAGUUGUAUUGUAAAUUGCAAUGUAAAUUACCGAGAUAGACUUCUUCUCAAAUGGUCAGCUUGUAAAAUAUUGCUUCUCAAAUUUUACCCACUUAUAGAUACUAAAAAUAUAUGGUUGCAAGAAAAAGCACACAGCACCAAAUCAAAGGGCUCUUGGAGCCAGCUCAUUCAUUUGCAUUGAUUUCUUGGACUUGCUGAAUAUAGGUACAGUUAAAUUCGCUUUAUAUGAACUUUCAAGACUUUUGGAUUAAAUUUUAUUUUAUUUUUGCGCAAUUGUGUGUUAAGAAAACUUGUGCAUUCGUCGUGAUGGGAAUUGGAAAAAAGGUUUUGUUGGCUGGAGGUGGGAUGGGCAGAGGUAAUUAGGCAGGCAGUGUCCUUUUUGUUGGUGUGUGUGUGUUUGUGGGGUGGUUCCUCAUAUAAGCCAAUAACAAUAUAAGGCACAUAUGCGCAAAUCAGUGUGUGUAUACCCCUGAACGUUGAGGACCAAGAAAAAGUAUACAUUCUCAGUCUGCAUUUUGUACCCAGUCUGCAGUCUGCAUUUUGUACCUAGUCUGCAUUUCGUACCCGGUCUGCAGUUUGCAGUCUGCAUUUUGUACCGACCGGAUUUGUAUUGCUGUUUUUUGUUCGAGCGAGCCUCAAGUCCGGACCGAAAUAUCGGGGCUCGAAAAAUUAUUUUAGUGAGACUAUCUUGGCCGCUAUGAUUGAUGUGUGGACUGUAUGUUGAAGAACUCCCAAGGACAAGCACAAUCAUGGAGCAAUGAUUACUUUAUACCAACUGAAGACGAACGCUUCCGCGGCUUAACAAUAUGGCUGCCUCUGAUUCCCUUCUGCGUGAUCACAGCGUGUUGAAAUGAGCUCGCUACAGGUCCCCUAGGUGUGGAAAUUUUGGCUUCUCAAUUCAAGUUGCAGUUUUAGAAAUUCAGAACUGUAAUUUUUGGUUAUUAUCUUUAUCAAACCCUACAAAUAUUUUUUUUUUCCGCGUGAGUUUCUGAGCUUCACCGAAAUUAAUUUAGAUUUUUACUAAGUGGGUAGGUGUAGGAUGCGAGACUAUUUCUGUUGACAGUCUGCAGUGCAACUUCCGUUCACGGAAUUCAACUUCCGUCCACGGAAUAGAACUUCCCUCCACGGUCGAGGACUUCCGUCAACAUCUGCUUUACCUCAAUAUCUCAUUCAUUGCUUUCAGCAUGAAUGAGCUAAAAAAUCAAACUGGAGUGACUAUACCUGUACAUGAAGAUCAUAAAAUUUUGAAACAUUUGUUUUUAUUGGUGAUUGACUUGUGAUAUUUUUGAAGUUUUUCCUACUCAUCUGCAGGUUAAUUAGAUUUUGGAUUUUACUUUCAAUUAACGAUUGGUUCUUACGUCAGCGUGCGUUCAUCGAUGAAGCACGCGGGAAGUUUAGAGAGCACGAAAGAUGCGUAAGAGUUGCUCGACGUUUAGCCGUGAGCAACUCCAGCUUUUUGAGUGCUCUCCAAACUUUCUGCGUGCUUCAUCGAUGAACGCACAACUGACGUAUGAACCAAUUGUUUUAUAACAUUUUCAACCAGAUGGAAAAAUUUUUUUUCUCGAGGGAUUUGUUUGCUGACGUCAUGAGCGUGCACAAUAGGAAUACGAAGCACGCUCGCGCAAUUGAAUUUGAUUAGACAAAUAUACUAGCUAUGUUAUAAACUUGGUUAGAUUUAUUCAUUGAUGCUGUUUCAUAAUGGCUUGUUUGCAUGAAAUGGUAACUGUAGUUUCGAUUAAGAGAUGUUUUUGAGGCAACAUCAAGGAUGAAUUAUCUUUUAAAAUGGAAUACUUCAGUAACUCUCUUCAUUUCUCUUCGAUGCAACAUCAUUUAGUAUUUCUGGAGGACAAUUAAAGGAAGCGGGUCGUAAAAAGUAAUUAUGUUUUAUUCAGCUCAGUGUUUAAUCAUGAGAGUAACAUUACAUGUUUUCAUAUGCAACAGGAUGGUCCAGCUGAAGAUGGCCCGGGGAAAGAGUGAAAUCUGCUGUUAGUAACAAGGAUGACUUUUGGGGAAACUUGAGCACUUAAUUGGUAAAUAAGUCUUGGCUUGUACUUCUGAUGGUAACAGUUUGCUGACAGAGGAAAUUGAAAUGUCAGUCCCUAUACAGAAAUGUACCUUCGUAUGACCUGUACAAAGAGAACUGAACAGAUGUAUUUGUGCUUGGCACAACUACUAUAUGUAUAAUGGCACCCCCCCUCCCCCCUGAGAAAAACGUUAAUGAUUUUUUGUCAACACGAAUGUAUGAGAGAAGCUUUGGAGCUAUUGUCCAUGUUUUUGUUAGAAUGCAUAAGGUUCGAUGAUUGUAAUGAUUAUUUUUCAGCUAUCAAACUUUUAACUUUAUAUUAAUCAUAGCUGUAACUGCAUGAUCGCCGUACGUACUUCUUCAAAAGUUGUUGGAGCUGAGUCUGUAGCCUGUCAUCCUUUGUUAAGAAUUGUGCAAUUAUUUAAUUUUGCAGUAUUUACCACAUUGUAAUAUGUAAUUUGGAUGGCAAUAAAUACUCAGGCUCAAGAUUUAAAUAAUACACGGUGUUCUUGCAAAUGCUGAUACUCAUUCAACAAAGGAAACUUUGAUAUAAGCAAUUGUUCACAAGAUAAGUGAGUUUAAAAAGAAGGGAAUCUGGAAAACCAAUAAUCCCCCUUUAACCCUUUAAUCCCCAUGAGUGACCAAGAGAGAAUUUCUCCUUAAAAAAUCAAUAUCAUAUUAACUAGAUAGAUGAUGAAAAUAAAGAAAAAAUUUCAACUUGGGAAUAAUUAGUUGAUCCAAUACUAAAUUCUCUGAACUAACAUUAUAAGAAUUGUAUGGUUGACAAUAAGGAAGAUGACAAAUUUGAUCUGGGAGUUAAGGUGUUCAUUAAGAUUGAAAUUAAUGGCCACUCUCCUCUUUUCAGUCAUGUUUUUACUUUGACCUGCCUCCUUCCUUUUAAUGUUUAAGGGAACAUAGAUUAUCUCUCUCACCUUAAGAGUGAUUAGCAUCCUAUUUCUCCUUACAAUAUCACCCUGAUACUAAAGUUUGACUCAAACUUUAAGGUCAAUAGAAUAAAGAAAAUUGACCAACAGUUGAAGAAACUCUCGAUUGCUUAACAAAUUCCCCUAUUCAGAAAAUUAGGAAAUGUACAGAGAACAGUAUUGGAAAUAUACACAGUAAUGUCAGGGUGUGAAAGAAAUGCGUAACUAUUUUUCAUAUUUUGACACAUGGAAAUUGAAUUAAUUGACAUUCACAUUUUGCAGAAGGCAAGAAUAUCAGUGCCUUAACUUGAUAAGUUCAUGACAUGAAGUAAGACAUGAAGUAAGAGAGUUGUGCCAACCACAUCCCACUUUCUAUCUUUCCCUAUAUAUUUAUGCACAAAUAACAGUCAUCAGAAUUGUCUCAUUCACUCUAAUUAUCCACUGAACCUAGGAAAAGAUGAUAACCUCCUUAUUUGUUUGAAAGCUUGCUCUCUCUCUCUCUCUCUCUCUCUCUCUCUCUCUCUCAACCUAUUCCUCUUAAAUUCUCUGAAAUUAAAUCGGAGCUAUGUUCUCACAACUUGCAAUACAACCAGUUAAAUUUGCUAUUUUUAAAGCACUCUCAGAAGAUUGGAACUUAAUGGAGGACCCCUGGCUGUAAUUCACUACCAAUUCUCAUUGUUAUUUUCUUGCAAAUCAAGUUGAUUUUGCUCUUAUAGGUGCAAAACCUGGAUUAACCCUUGACACCCUAACAUCUGUAUGCAUAUGCUCCAUGCUGUUCUCUAUAUGUUUCCUAAGUUGCUAACAAAAACUUGUUUAACAAUCAAAAGCUUCUUUUAUAUAAUUAGUUGGUGAUCUUUUCCUAUAUUCUCCUUACCUUAAUGUGUGACUCAGGGUUAAUAUUGCAGGGAGAAAUUAGAGGCGAGUCACUCUUAGGGGUUUAAGGAUUAAUGUGUAACCCAUAUAUGAAGGUUAUCCUUCUAGGGCGGCUAACACUUAUAAAUCACAGUUCUUUAUACAUAAUUUUUUAGGUAUUACCCAAGUCUUUUCAAAACCUUUUAAGUUAAUUUUUUUUCACAGUGAACCAGUGAAAGUCCUAACGGAUGGUCAAAUGAAUACUUUUUCAGAUCACUGAGUAAAAUUUAUUCUUGUGCUUCACGUUAACAUGUUGCCACAACCCUAACUGAUAGGCUGCAAUCUAAAACUUUUCAACCUCUUUGGUAAUAACCCGUAUAUGUCCAAUAUAACAAAUCCGACUAGAUUCUUCUACGGCAGUUGACGAAUCCGCCCACCGUUAGUCGAAUUAAUUUCGUAUUUCAAUGGCUAGAGUUGCCAGGAUCAUGGACAGUUGGUUUAAAAAUACUGACAUAUGCAAUUACAGCAGAGGUAUUUCCAGCUAUAGGCCGACAAUAAUGAAACGCGAGUAGUCGAAAGAGUAGAAUUUAAAAGAAAACAGGUUUAAAAACGAGUUGAAAGUGACUUUUCUCUGGAAACUUUUCUCUUCUUCUCUUUUCUCUCUUUUUCUCUUUUCUCAUUUAUUGAGGAUGUGGUGAAAAGCAUUGGUCAAAAGCUCUUUAGUGUCAACAAUGUAACAGAACAAUUGUAAACAGGGUUAAACGGACAUCAACAGAGAAAAUCGCAUUUUUGCUAAUUUUUUUUACAAUUAUUAUUAUUAUUAUUAUUAUUAUUAUUAUUAUUAUCAUUAUUAUUUGUAUUUUUUAUCAUUAUUUAGAUGAGACGUCUAGCAAAAGAAAACUUGACCUUGUGGCGGUCAUUUCCGGCGGCGCAGAGGUAACAAGAGGACUCCAGAAAAACAUCACAUUAAAUGCCUCAUUGUCAUAUGACCCGGAAGUUGCACAUGGCAACCGAUCAGGAAUGAAAUUCACCUGGCAUUAUGGCAAAGUCACAGGAAAUCACUUCGGUAAACAAGCGGAGGCGAAGGCGGAGGAAGAUUUCUUCACAGCAGUAAACCAGUCGACCAUUUAUUAUAAUGGAAAUGCAUCUGGCGAACUAGUUUCCUUAAACGACGAAGCUUUUUCUGUUAAUGAGACCUAUGUAGUUAAACUGGUAGUGACCAAGGAUAUUCGCAUUUCCACCGUUUAUCAAGUUAUCCAUUUGAUAGAAGGAGACCCCCCAGAAAUAUAUCAAAGGUUAGGGAUUUACUUGGUUUUUUCUGUUGUUAUUAAGUUUGCUUGGUUUGUUUUUACUGUUGUUUUUGUUGCCGUUGUUAAUACCAAUAUUUGUUCUCGACCUUGGUCUUUAUCUUUAUUUAAGCUACUGUUGCUUUUGUUGUCCAAUUCUACCUGUUUUGUUUCUAGUUUUGUUAUCUUUUGUUGUUUCUGUUUCCUUUGUUCUAUAUACUUUGUUGUUGCUGUUAAUGAUAAUGUUAUUGUUUAUAUUGUCGUUUUGGUUAUUAGUAUUGUUGCAGCUACUUCAUUAGCAGUUGUUCAUAUCAAUGUUGAAUUGCAGCCACUGCAACAGCUGUUCUUCUUAAUUAUAUGAUCUCAUCAGACAACGGAAGUUCAAAACCCCUUCUUCAUUGACUGUUUGUAUAAUCUUUUUGCUUCAUUUUAGAUGUUUCUUUAACUGUCAACUUAAAGUGAGUCCCUUAGUCAAACUUAGUAUCAAGUCACAAUGCCGCGGAUUACAGUGCUCUAAAAUAUCAUCCUAUGAGUGGAGGCUCUACCAGCAGUUCAAGCGAAACACCUCCUUUACUUGGCAAAGAAAACAUAAUUUACGACUCGUCACAAGUACACCGCUGAAUUCAAGUGACAUUGUUAUCAAAGGAGGUUCCCUUACUGGUGGAAAUAAGUACCGCUUGGCACUAUUCAUAACAAUUACGGACGUUUUAAGGAGAAUGAAUGCUUACGAUUAUUCUAUAGCAAUACCUCCAACAGGGGGCAACUGCUCGAUCUCUCCGCCAAGCGGCAUCUCACUGAAGACUGAUUUCAAUCUGAGCUGUAGCAACUGGGAAAGUGACAACACCCCUCUGUCCUACCUGUUUCAGUACAGGCUAGAGAAUGGUCUGUACAAUGUAUUAUAUCGUGGCGUUAACAACAACAUAAGUACCUCUUGGAUACCGCCUGGGAACAAUACAGAUAAUUUUACUGUCAAAGUUAUCGCUAUUGUGACUGACAAUUUCGGAAUUUCUACUUCCCCAAUCUCUUUGACAGUUCAGGUAAGUCGCUAACCAUUAAUUUAAUGUCUAGCAUGAAAGGAUGUGAGAAUAUGUUAAUUUCUUUUGGUCCCUAUUAGUAAUAAAUUAGUUACAGUUAUAGAUACCUGCUUUUGACUUUUUCAGAUCAAGCCAUCUCAGAACACAAACCUUCUAAUGGCAAAGAACAGUACAUUUCAGAAAUUAAUCGAGAUCGGAAACCUGACAGAAGCAGCGCUAAUAGCAAACUCUUUCCUGCUAUCAGUUUUACAAGAAACCUCAAUGGGUUUUCAGGAGAGAUACAAGGUACAUUUAAAACGUAACUUGUUACUUAAAAAGUGAAACAAAACUAGUUCAUUAUGAUCGUACCCGAAAAGUAAAGAGUUUACCGAGAGCCAAACAUGCAAAAAAAAAAAAAGAAGAUAAUAAAGAAUUUGUAUUAAAAUAUAUAAUAAUAAUGAUAAUAAUAAUAAUAAAUCAACUUUCGAAGGACAGACAAAUAUAAUAGAUGUAUGAACAUAUUUUUGAGAAAAAUGGAGGCUUGUGUGUUAAAUAUCGUUGCUACGCGAGAGUCGUGGCUACCACGUUAGAUAUUCACUCUCCAUUAUUCUCGCGGGUUGAUUGUGUGAGCAAACAAUUCCGUCUUCCGUUGUGACGAGUAAAAAACGCUCUAGAGCCUUGGAUUAAAUCUCAAACGAAGACUUACAACGUCUUGAAAAUGAGGCUUCAAAUUUUAUUUCAAGGGCGGAAAUCACCGGACAAUCCAUUAUUUCAGGUUGGACAUUUUUGGUGUUUUGAUGCAUGCGAAUCAAUCAUGCGCUUGCAAAUUUAUCAUUUUGAUGGGUUUUAACUAGUAAUAUCAUUGGGGAACCUGAUACGUUGAGUCUAAGUAUGCCUUUAGAUGUAUCAUCUUUGGAACGAGCCUAAUAUGAGAGACACAGUCUGUUUGCCUAUUUCUCUACUGGCUUAAAUAACAUUAAGCUUUAUCGUUGUUCAAGGUUAUGAACUACAUCCUUGAAAACAUUUCGCCCUUGGAAGCAAAAACAGUCUCAGACCUCCUCCAAAAAUCUUCGGUUAUCGGUUCUGCUCUUCAGGCUCUGGAGGAAGUGCCCCACCAGUCUCUGGUAAGUGAAGUACUGAUUGGGGCUGGAAGAGCCUUGGUUGUUACGCCAAGUUUUUAUACCAUGAUACUAUUUAGCAGGAAAGGCUACAGAAACAACAGCAAAGGAGACAAAAACGGAAACAAACAAGCAACUAUUGUGUUAUCAAUUCAAGCAAUCUAUAAUUUUGUACUUACUUUAAAUAAUUCGCCACAAAUUAUUUCUACAAAGGUCAAUGGAAAGAAAUCUGAAAUUAAGCAUAUGUAGCUUCAUUUAUAUUCAUUUGCACUCCACAGAAUUUCUCCUUAUCUGCUAUCAGUUCAGUGACGUCACUCCUAUGGUCUAUCGCCCAGAAACGAGACGUAGCAGACAUAUCACUGACAAGGCAAUCGGCAGAAAACUUGGCUUCAUGUCUUAAUACCGUGUUGAAGGCAGCAGCAGUGACUGCAUCAGAAGACUCCAAGUCAAGUUUUCAACAACAGGUACUUUAACGUACAUUUAGGUGAAGUCCAAGAGUCUACGAAUUAAACAGACCCUUAAAAACGUAAUUAUACAUGCAAGCAUAAUCAUUAGACUUUAUUCAUUGGCAAAUGGUCCAUUGCAAAUUGCAGUUAACUUAACCGUUACUCCCUUCUUCAUUCAGACUUUGAACCUUUUAUGGUUUGUUUGUAUGUAUGUUUGCUUUAAGCUUUCGAAAAUCCAUAAUUUGCUUAUAAUUUAUUAUAUGUUUAUUUAUGCUAUUUCUACAGGGUGAACUAUUAGUGAAGAUUUCAAUGAAGGCCCUCGAGAAAGUUGCAGACUCAUUGUUGGCAUUGACAUUACCUGAUGAAAAAACGAUACCAUUCACUGCAGGACAGCUAUCCAUGACACUCGGAAGAUGUAGCCUCCAAAGACUUUCAGGAUUGGAAGUAAGAGCAGGAAAAGGUCGGUUUAUCUUACCGUCCAAGAGCCAAUUGUUACUCGCUGGAGUAAACAAAACAAGCUUUGUAGAUGUUCAGGUAAGUAUUCCUGUCCUUCAGGCAAAUUUCAAUCCAAGUUUUUUUCAGCAGAUACCGACACCAGUCAAGUUAAAAUCACACAUUAGACACCUUACAGGUUGCUUAUUACCACCAGCAAUCAUAUUUCUUGCUUUGCCUUUGACGUGUUCAACUCUGGCACUUGGGCAGGAAAAGAGAAUCGAAUCAUGUGACCGAAGUGACCACAUGAAUGUUAUAUAUUCUUCGUUGUUUUCUAAAUAUAAUUUCAGUUUUAUUUGAGCCCAGUUUAUGAUAACUUCUGAUUAAGAGUAAGACGGAGUACCCUGUUUACGUGUUCAAUUAUAGCAGUCCACAAAAACAAACAAGCAAAUUUCUUAAUUAUUUCUCUUUUAGAUGCUCUCAUUUUCUUUCAACCCUUACACUUGGGACGGCACCAAGGAACGAGUUGGCUCUGAUGUUGUAACCCUGCAGUUGAAAAACAACAACAGCGAGCUUAUUAAAGUAUCAAAUCUCACGGAAGACAUUGUUAUCGUUACGCCUUUAAAACUUCAGAAAAUCUCUGCUUCAGAAAAGUCAUGGUAUUUCACAAAGAACAAUGAUCUACGUUUCCACGAAAUAAACGUGAAGUAUGAAAACACCCUGCUGAUGCUGGAAAUCAAACCUCAAGAUCCAACCGUACAUCUGUUUGUCUAUAUGCGUUUUGGUCAGCGACCGACAACUCAAAACUACGACCUCAAUGCUACUAUCUCUCAUGACGAAAAGUGUGUUUGGAUGAUAGGCACACAUGACAAAAGGGACGGACAAACGGUCUGCUUCUUGAAUCCACAUGCGCCAAUACAAGUUCUGGCUGAGCGUCCUGGGAAAUACUUACUCGGCUUAAAAAAUUAUAAUGCCACAGUGAACUUAUCUCACACAAGGGAGAAGAGAUCUUGUCUUGGUGGAAGGCGAAGGAAGCGCUCCUGCGUCGAAGUCAAAGAUCCACCACCCACCCCACCCCACAGUGAAAAUGUCCCUGUGAUGCCAGUUUAUGAUUCCACAACAGACCAGAACUACACUCUAAAGGUGACCUUGGGUAGUUGCGUUUACUGGUCAGAAACACUUGACAAGUGGAUAUCAUCUGGUUGCCGAGUAAGUGAAAAUUAAAUAAAGGUUUUCAGCGCAAUCUUUUCUAUCUAAUUUGAGCUUUCCUAAGUAAUGUUUGUAAAAGUGCUGUGGUACUGCAAUAAUCUUCACUCAUUAAGCUUAUCAUUGAAUUCAGGCUAAUCUUUGAUUAGAGAACAUUUUCAGACAAAAGUCGAAUCGAUUUGAUAGCCAGCCGUGGUAUAGAAGCGCCUUAAAACAAAAAAGAUGCGGUGUGAUUUAAGGUGACAGCCAAAAUGAUAAUUUUUAUCAUUAAGAUCUUCCUUGCCUUUAUAAUUUCAGGUUUUAGCAGAAUCAGAUGGAUUUUUAAACUGUAGCUGUAGCCACUUGACGUCAUUUGGGGGAAGUCUCUUAGUUGAACCGAAUCCCAUUGACUUCGACAAGGUUUUAGUCGAGUUCCAACAGUUAUCAGAAACUGGAAAUAUCGCAGUUAUUGUGGUUAUUGCGGUGAUUCUAUUAUGUUAUGUGACUGUGAUUAUUAUCGUAAGGAAAUUCGACGAGGAAGACGCGAAAAAUGUGAGUGUAGAGUCAGAUUUUGCUUAGGAUUGUUGUUUUAACGGAGCAUGCUCUCCAGUUUAACCACUUCACUCCCAUGAUCUUGCUGUUAAAUCUCCCUCCGGUUGCUAUACAUUUUUUUUGCAAAUAAGUCAUGACAAUUUGAUAAUUGAUCAAGAUAACAAAAUCUACCUGAUAAUUUUGAGUAUUCUCAUGACCUGUUACCUAGAUAAUGUACGGAUAUUUUUGGGAGAAGUUGCAUGUUGAUCACCCCUGGGAGUUAAAGUGUUAAGGAAAAAAAAAGGCUUUAAAAAAUGAAGUGACAGUCUUUUUUUUUUUUUUUGGAAUGGAACAAAAAAAAAAAAAAAAUUAAGAAUAUAAAUCAGCUUUAAUUUUUUUUUUUUUUUAGAGGGAAUUACCGAUCCAACUUCCAUCAUCUUCAAGCUGCACCUAUGAAUAUAAUAUAGUGAUUACUUCAGGGGCUUGGAAAAACUCAGGCACGACUGCUCAUGUUGCUUUGGAGAUUUACGGUUCUGAUGGAAAGAGUGGCAUUCUUCAGCUUAGCCAAGAAGAACCUGGUGCAGUGAAUACGUUAUUCUCACGAGGUAAUUCAGACGUUUUUGUACUUUAUGUUAACAAAUCACUUGGUGCGAUUCAAGGAGUGCAGAUUGGACAUGAUAAUUUUGGAGAUAGUCCCUCGUGGUACCUAGAAGAAAUCCUGAUUCGGGACGUACAAUCUAAGCAGUCGUGGAAAUUCAUGGCCAAUCAGUGGUUUGCUCUUGAGCGCGGAGAUGGGCGCAUCGAGCGAGUAAUCGACCAGACCUCAAAUAAUUUGGAUUUUGGCAAUGAAGUUGCAAGACGUUGGCGAAGAGGCCUUGCGGAGUCGCAUAUUUGGAUUUCAGUAGCAGCCAAGCUGAGAAAAAGCCGCUUUACAAGAGUACAGCGGCUGUCUUGCUGCCUCUCAGUGCUUUUGACAUCUAUGUUUGCUAACGCGAUGUUCUACAAGUUAGAGGGCAAAUAUGAACAGCCUAUCCAAGUCGGACCGCUGAAAAUGUCGUGGAGACAAGUGGUAACUGGAAUUGAAAGCGCACUUGUUGUGACACCCAUAAACAUUUUUACAGUGUUUCUGUUUCAGAAAGGAGCUGGAAAGUCUUCCACGAACAAUGACUAUUGUCUUAAAGGUACCCUGAUCUCUGGUAUCGCUUGGUGUUUGUUGUUUUUUUCUUGUACUGUUUCAGCUGCGUUUUCAAUUUUCUACAGUCUAAUUUGGGAAAAGAGUGUCAGUGAACAGUGGCUGUCUUCGAUGCUUAUUUCAUUCGCACAGGAUGUAACAAUCAAGGAACCAGUAAAGGUGUUCUUCACAGCUUUAACAUUCGCGGCCAUUUUAAAGAUAAAGGCGAAGAGAUCAAAAGUACACGCCUGCGAAAGCCCUCAGCAAGUUAAAUCUGGGUACUAUAAGAAACAUUUUUGGGCACUGCAAUUAUCAGAGGUGGAAGAGAUGAGGAGACGACAAGCUAAGAAACAGAACCUGACACGUUAUUUCACAGAGUUGGGUUUAUACUUGGUCUUCGUUUUCUUGCUUAUGGCAGUGUGCUAUGGAAACAGAAAUGACCAUCGGUACUUGAUGACGAAAUCAAUCCGAGAUGGACUACCAAACUUUGGCAAAGUGAGUAGACAUUAUUUGAUUAUGAUAAAUUCAUUGCUGAAAUUCGCGUGUUUAAUUUAUCUUAUGAUUUUUUGUUUCCAUGGAGAUUCAAAAUCAAAUAUAUGAAGGAAAAUUUUACUUUGCCGGUCUCUUCAAGAAAUGACUAAGGCAUUUUCUGCUCUUGUAAUGGAUAUUUUGGGGAGGAAUAUCCCUUUAGAAACAGCGUACAAGAGAUAUGUUAAUGCGCGAGACCCAAAUUUAGGAAUGGAAAGAAAUUCCAAGCGAUAGAAAUAUAAUCCCAUGAAGAGAUUGGCAUUCAAUUCUGCCAUAGGAGAAAACCAGUGAGCGGCAAACAUAAUAUUUGAGGGGAUGGGUGCAAUGAAAAUAAGCAAGUGAGAGUAAUAGUCUAACACACGCCCAUAAAUAGUAACUCGCUUGUGUGACUCAAACUUCUGCUCUUCUAUCCAUACUGUUAUACUUAAAAUAAUUAUAUAUAUAUAGGAAGUCUGUGUUUCGGUUUUUCCGUAUUACAGUGCUCGAUACAUACAAGUAGAGAGUGAUCUGAAUUGAGUUAAGGAAAAAACACAGAGACCGAGGUAUUUCUCGACAAGCCUGUUUCGUGAUCAGAUCAUUCUUCCGGGGAUUUUAAUGGAAAGAAUAUUUGUAACCAUCGUAGAUAUACUAUAAAAUUUACGUAAUAAAUGUGGCGGUAACUUAAGAUGCUUUGUUCAGCUGUGACAGCAUGAAGACACGACUUCGUUACGUUGGUUAAAUGAUGACAAUUCACAUAUAUAUAUAUAUAUAUGCAUGUUCACUAGUUUUUCUAGUUUGAACACUCUGGCAUGGCUUAGAUGAUCCCACAUAUGUGAGAUCACUUGGGGUGGCUAUAUGGUCUUACCUCCAUCCUAGCAUCAGCACUGCACUGAUGAGGCCCAGAAGGCCGAAACAGUACUGUCUGCAGUUAGUUAUAUAUAUAUAUAUAUAUAUAUAUAUAUAUAUAUAUAUAUAUAUAUAUAUAUAUAUAUAUAUAUAUAUAUAUAUAUAUAUAUAUAUAUAUAUAUAUAUAUAUAUAUAUAUAUAUAUAUAUAUAUAUAUAUAUAUAUAUAUAUAUAUAUAUAUAUAUAUAUAUAUAUAUAUAUAUAUAUAUAUAUAUAUAUAUAUAUAUAUAUAUAUAUAUAUAUAUAUAUAUAUAUAUGUAUAUAUAUAGUUUUUUUGAAUUUUAUUUUAUUUAUUUGACCCAAUGAUCUUGUAUUAAUUCAGGUGACAAACAAUACAAUGUACUGGAGCUGGUUACAGCGUGUUUUCAUCCCAGGAGUGUUUUCCGGCAGAUGGUACAACGGUCAAAGGGAUGAGCAAACAAUUUAUAUUGGUAAUAAACAAUCUCUUCUCGUCGGAAUGGCUCGAGUAAGGCAACUCAGAGUGAAAGCGAGUAAGUUUUUUUCCAUUUUUAUUACUUUUUGCAUUUCAGUGAAAAGGCUAUUUACCCACACACGUCAUUUUUUAUUGUAUGGUUAUACAUAUAUAAUUUAAUCUGACAGAGAAGCGAUCAAAAUUAUAUAUUGAGCUAAACAAUAAGUUUUUUAAAAUUCUUGAAGACAAAAAUUUUUAACAUGCACCGGUAACAGUUUCCUCGACUCCUGACCAUUCUAACAAUUAUCGAGACGAGUGUUUAGGUAGCUGCGUUUUUUUUUAUGAACGGUAAUUAAAUUUAGGUUUUGACGACGGCUCCCUUUUCCUCUGCAAGCAAAUGCUACUUUGAAGGCUUCUAAAACAACUUUAAUUCUCUAUAACGGAGGUGUUCAUAUUAGUUAAAAAAGUACGAAAUGUGACAAACCGCUGAGUGAAAUGAAUACCAAAACAAACUUCCUGAUUAUGAUCCUUUGUUCCAACUUUCAGCGAAAUGUAAAGUCCUAAACUAUAUGUGUUUCAAGGGAUACUCGACAAAGACCGAAGACAAGACCGCCUACAACAAACCAGGCUGGAGGCCUGUCGACGGUACUCUGAGGAAUGACGAGUUAUUACAACUUUGCCCGAAGCCAUGGCGAUAUCAACAUGCCGAGGAAACCGACACUAGACCCAGGUGGGGACAGUUCUCCUUUUAUGAUGGAGGAGGAUUUGUAGCAGACCUCGGGUAUGAUAACCUUACGGGGUUCAGCAUAGUAACAAAUUUACGAAACAACGGUUGGCUUGACAGGCAAACCAGAGUUGUCCUGGCAGAGUUUUCCACAUAUAAUCCGUCGGUGAAUAUUUUAGGGGUUGCCACAUACUUCUAUGAAGUUGAUGCAUCUGGACUGAAAGCAGCCUCCAUGCAAACUCAUGUUCUUUCACUUGAUUCUACGGACACGCCCUCACAUCAGUUUUAUUUGAUUUCCUUGCUUCUGUACAUUGUAUUCGUUUUUUUGUAUUUUGGAAGGGAAAUUUUCAGACUUUACAAUCAUCGUUCUCGAUAUUUCAAGUCUAUCUGGAAUUGGGUCGAGGUAUUCCAGAUUCUUUUUUCUCUGAUUGCUGUGGUGAUGUACAUAAUACGACAAAGUAAAGCCAUUUCAACCAUGGGCAAACUGCAUAAAAACAUUUAUGCAAAUCUAAGUUUCCAAGAAGCUAUCACUUGCCAAGAAGUAGAAAAUGUCGUACUGGGUAUUCUCACUUUCAUCGUCACCACCAAGCUAUUGCGAAUCAUUCGCUUCAACAACUAUGUUGCUCUAUUCUCCACAACAUUGAAGAUAUCUGCACGAUCUUUGUCAUCCUUUAGCAUCGUUUUAUUCAUUUUCUUUGUGGCAUUUUUGCACUUCGGUGUCUUGAUGUUUGGCUGUGUAUCUGAGCGCUACUCUUCGGUGCUAAAAGGAGCCUAUUUUCAACUCGAGCUAACUCUUGGUCGAGUGAAAGCUAGACCAAUCAAUGAAUUAGCACAGGCUAAUACCAUAUACGCCAAAAUAUUCGCCUUCUUAAUUCUCUUCACGCUCACUAUUCUCUGUAUGAACAUCUUUAUCGGCAUAAUCAACGAUGCUCUUUUGGAUGCUAAGAACCAUGUGAGCGAAAGUGAGCUGUAUGAUCUUAUCGAUGAGAACCGUUGCUUGAGCUCAAAAGAAAGAAAAGAAUUUUUCAAUGCAAUCAGUAACAAGUUGAAACAGUCGAGAACCUCCAAAACGUCGGCAGAAGUGAAGGACAAAGAAUCAGGAAAUAUUGGCCUUGACCCCACGAACAAUUCCAAUCUUAACUUUGAUUUAAUAAGUCAAGCUAUCAAAGCCUGGAGGAAGAAAAGAUCCAGAGAAACAAUUGAUAAACAGCAAUGCAGUACAAGGAGACAAGCAUUGUUCGACAGGAUAAGCAACAUGUUAAAAUCUCUGAAAGGUGAAAGCAAUGACGACUGCAGCAAACGUAGAGAAAAAAAGAAAGUAAGAUUUCAAGAGGAUGUCGUCGAGUCUUCCCUCCGUAAAUUACGUAAGAGAGAACAUGACCUGUUACAGCGGCUGGAGAGUAUUGUUUCAGGGUUCACAGCAGAAGACGAAGAAUUCGAUUAUUUAUUAAUAACAGCAGAGGUCUAUCUCUACUAG
This is a messenger RNA of Pocillopora meandrina, 18780 nucleotides long. The record is from the annotation of a GenBank genome assembly. NCBI's taxonomy places the organism in Eukaryota, Metazoa, Cnidaria, Anthozoa, Scleractinia, Pocilloporidae.